CCAAUCAGUUGACGAAGCUCUAGUUUCUCUUCAACGAGAAAGAGCUCUCUCUCUCUCUCUCUCUCUCUCUCUCCUAUUCAUGACUUUUCCAGUCUCGGAAUUCAAUUCCGCACAUCUAUUUAGAACUCCGAGAAAGUAAGAGAGAAAGUGAUUUCCCUUUUCCCUAAUAUUCAAACUCGUGUUCAGUUUUCCUUUUGACUAUAUAAUAACCCAACCCAUCUCUGAUUUGCAUGAUUCCUUAAUUUUCCCGGAAAAUCUCAUGGCGGUAGAGUUCUACUCUGAAAAUUCUGGCCUCGUUAUGAGUCCUAGAAUCUCAUUCUCUUACGAUCUCUCUCGCUCAGACGUCGUGCCGGUCGAGCAACACGUUUUUCGAUCGAAUUCCGGGAUUGAUUUCGAUUUCUGCAUUCGCGAGAGCUACGAUCUUCAAGAAUCUUCCUCGGCAGACGAGCUUUUCUCCGACGGAAAGAUCGUUCCUACGAAUCAAAUCAAGAAGAAGAUCGUUGCUCGAAAACAAAUUCAACAAGAAGAAAUUCACAAAAGUUCAAACGAUGAGAGACGGAAGGAGGAAAAACAGAGCUCUAGCUCGAACUCGAAGUCGUUUUGGCGAUUCAAGCGGAGUAGUAGUUUGAAUUGCGGCGGUUCUGGUUAUGCGCGAAGCUUGUGUCCUCUACCUCUUCUUUCGCGAAGCAAUUCAACUGGUUCGGCGACGAGUGUGAAGAGAUCGUCGUCUCAGAAACAGAACUCGCAGAAAACUCCUUGUGUUGCAGCAUCGAAGCUAUCGCAGUCUUCGUCUUCGAGUGGUGGUUAUCAGAGGCCUCCAUUGAAGAAGAGUUAUGGAGCUUAUGGCAAUGGAGUUCGAAUCAAUCCAGUGUUGAAUGUUCCUUCUGGUAAUCUUUUUGGUUUUGGUUCAAAGUUGUUCAAUGGUAAGGAUAAGAACAAGAAAAAAUGAUGAUUAAACACUGGGAAAUCGAUUUAAAUCGCUUCUUUGAUGAUUUUUGUGGAUAUUGGGUUUUUGUUUUCUUUAUUUUUGAUUUUAUGUUUUCUAAAAUAAAAUAAGAAAAAGCUCAAAAACACCUAUAGUUUGAAAUUAAUUUUUGAAAAUUUAAAAAUAUUUUAUUUUUUUGUGCGUGUGUGUGUGUGUGUGUUUUUUUGGUUUGUUGAAGGAAUCUUAUUCAUUAAAUUAACUAGAGGAUUCAAAAUGUGAUUGUCGGCCAACUCGUCUUUACAUCAUUUAUUUCAGAGGACUCGUCAAAUAAAUUAUUUAUAUAAAAAAUUAAAUUAAUUAAAUAUUAAUAAUCAUAAGACUAAAAUACAUUUAUUUAAAAAAAAUAAAUAACAAGCAUGAUUUUACAAAUGCAUUAUUUAUUUUUUUAACUUAAGUAUAUUUUAGUUAAGUGGCUACUUAUAUUUAAUUUUUUAUAUAAAUAAUUUACUCCUAUAAAAUGAUUAAUUUAAAUGGUCAAUCGAAGCUAAGGUGGGCCCAUAGUCCUCUUAAGUAGACGUUCUGAUCCAUUUAAUGGACAAGUGGGAAGCUUUUAUCUUUAGAGUAUUGUUUUAAAAAUAAAUAAAUUAGUUUGUCAAACAAGUUUAUUGUAUUUUUUUAAGAAUAAAAUAAAAAAUAGAAAAUGAAAACACAACUUAAAGAGAUUUUAAUUUAUGAUUAGCCAUGUGAGUAGGUUAAAUAACUGUAGUUGGAAUUGAU
This is a messenger RNA of Camellia sinensis, 1702 nucleotides long. RefSeq lists its product as uncharacterized. NCBI's taxonomy places the organism in Eukaryota, Viridiplantae, Streptophyta, Magnoliopsida, Ericales, Theaceae. The record is from RefSeq and is a predicted model, not a curated record.